AUGUCAUGUGACAAAGAACAAGAACUAAUUUUGAACUGCCGUGGAAACUUGGAAAACUUGCUACGUAGACGUUUUUUUGUAAUACCUUCUUUUGAAAUUUAUGGCGGAGUUGCUGGCUUGUUUGACUAUGGUCCUCCAGGUUGUGCUUUGAAGGCUGAGAUUGAAGGUUUAUGGCGUAAACACUUUAUUCUUCACGAAGAUAUGCUUGAAAUUAGUGCAACGUGUUUAACACCUUACAGUGCAUUGAAAGCAUCAGGACAUGUUGAUAGAUUCACAGACUUUAUGAUUACUGACACUAAGACAAAUGAUUAUUAUCGUGCUGACAAAGUACUAGAAGAAUAUGCUGCAAAUAGACUGAGUAAGAAUUCGAAUAAUCCUCCCAAGAGUGAGGCUGAAAGGAGUGAACUAGAACUUAUUAUUAUUCAAGCUGGAUCUUAUAAUAGUGACGAAAUAAGAAGAUGUUUGGAUAAAUAUAGUAUUCUUUCUCCAAGUGGUGCUGAAUGGUCAAAUCCAUGCCCAUUUAAUUUAAUGUUUAAAACUAAAAUUGGACCAAAACAGAGUGAAGAUGAUGGUAAAUGUAAUACUGGUUUUUUGAGACCAGAAACGGCUCAAGGUAUAUUUGUCAAUUUCCGUAGAUUAUUGGACUAUAAUGGAAAAAAAUUACCAUUUGCAGCAGCUCAAAUAGGAUUGGGAUUUCGUAAUGAAAUAGCACCUAGAAAUGGACUUUUGAGAGUUAGAGAAUUUCAAAUGGCAGAAAUAGAACACUUUGUACAUCCUGAAAGAAAAAAUCAUCCGAAAUUUUUCAUUGUUGAGAAUUUAUGUCUACCUCUUUAUCCUAGAUCUAGCCAAUUAAAUAAUACUAAUGUCAUAAAAAAUAUGACAUUAAAAGAAGCUGUACAUGGUCCGAAUAAAGUUAUUGAUAAUGAGACUUUAGCUUAUUUUUUAGCUAGAUCUCAUUUAUUCUUUAAAUCUAUUGGUAUUAAUAUUGGAGGAUUAAGAUUCAGGCAACAUUUAGAAACAGAAAUGGCUCAUUAUGCAAGCGAUUGUUGGGAUGCAGAGAUUUUAACUUCUUAUGGCUGGAUAGAAUGUGCAGGACAUGCUGAUAGGUCUUGUUAUGAUUUAAUACAACAUUCUAAAUCUGCAAAGGUUGAUCUACUUGCAUCUGAACGUUAUGAUGAACCUCAAAUUAGACCAUUUGUUAAACUGCUACUAAAUAGACCAUUGAUUGGAAAAACAUUUAAACAAGAAGCUCCAAAAGUUAUUGAAGUGUUGCAAGAUAUUGCUAAUAAAUGUGAUAUGUCUGUUGAAGAGGCACUUAAGCGAGAAGGUUCUUAUAAUCUCAAUUAUAAAUAUUGUUCUGAUCAUACAAAAUAUAAAUGGGAAAUUACUCGUGAAAUGGUUAAUUUUGAACUAACUAGUAAAAGAGUAACUGAGGAACAUUUUAUACCAGCUGUAAUUGAACCUUCAUUUGGUAUAGGUAGAAUUAUAUAUUGUGUUUUAGAACAUAGUUUUAGAAUAAGAGAUGAUGAAUCUUUAAAUCAAGUUAAUGGAGAGAAAAUUAAUGUAAAUAAAGAUAUACAAACCUCAAUUGGAGAAAUGCAGAGGUGUUAUUUGUCAAUACCUCCAAUUAUUGCACCAAUUAAAUGUUCUAUAUUACCUAUAAGCUCAAAUAUUAUUUUUAAUGAUAUCAUUAAUAUUAUACGAGAUGAAUGUAUUGGAAUGGGGAUCUCAUGCAAGUUAGACACUUCUUCUGCAUCCAUUGGAAGAAGAUAUGCUAGAACUGAUGAAAUUGGUAUCCCAUUUGGUAUAACAGUAGAUUUUCAAACUAUCAAAGAUAAUACUGUUACACUCAGAGAGAGAGAUACUAUGAAACAAGUAAGGCUACACUCAAGCGAAGUAGUCAAAAUUAUUUCAGAACUUUCUUAUCAAAAGUUGAUUUGGAGUGAUGUACUAAAAAUGUAUCCACUAUUUACACAACAAGAUGAAUAA
Cryptosporidium muris RN66 is the source of this 1989-nucleotide messenger RNA. RefSeq names its product glycyl-tRNA synthetase. Gene Ontology annotation, molecular function: glycine-tRNA ligase activity; ATP binding. NCBI's taxonomy places the organism in Eukaryota, Apicomplexa, Conoidasida, Eucoccidiorida, Cryptosporidiidae. Gene Ontology annotation, biological process: mitochondrial glycyl-tRNA aminoacylation. Bases 1 to 1989 code for a protein of 662 amino acids. Gene Ontology annotation, cellular component: mitochondrion; cytoplasm. The record is from RefSeq and is a predicted model, not a curated record. The transcript has a single exon.